This is a messenger RNA of Coffea eugenioides, 445 nucleotides long. RefSeq lists its product as uncharacterized. The record is from RefSeq and is a predicted model, not a curated record. Bases 69 to 419 code for a protein of 116 amino acids. NCBI's taxonomy places the organism in Eukaryota, Viridiplantae, Streptophyta, Magnoliopsida, Gentianales, Rubiaceae. The transcript has 3 exons.
GCUAGAAGUGGCUCGCAACUUCGGAAGGCGGUGGUUGCCCGCCAUCAGCAGUUUUGGCGCUCGAUGAAAUGGUCGCAUGUGUAAUGGUUCCACUCGCGCUCGGCUUCAAUGGGUUAUUAAGGAAGCCCAGAACCUUUGUUCAGGAAAUAUGCCAAAGGGAAAUUGCUGGUGGAAGGCUUCUAACUCCAGUAACUACAAACAUUGACUUUAACUGGGGAAGCUGUUCAGCUAGGGGCAUGAUUGCUAUGAAUAGGAUCUCUAUCCAUGGGAUGAUAUUUGGGAGAAGUUUUUGUGAUCCCAUUUCCCAUUAUUUUAAUGUAAGCUCAAGUGCUCAUGUCAUAAUAUCUGGUUUUUGGGUUGGACCAGACAUUGAGGAUGGAUGGGGUUUUGUAGAAGCAUUUGUACAUCGAAUAUAUUGAUUAAUCUAUGUAAGGUUUUUUUCUUU